This is a messenger RNA of Ipomoea nil (Japanese morning glory), 1176 nucleotides long. RefSeq lists its product as uncharacterized. NCBI's taxonomy places the organism in Eukaryota, Viridiplantae, Streptophyta, Magnoliopsida, Solanales, Convolvulaceae. Gene Ontology annotation, molecular function: DNA binding; DNA-binding transcription factor activity. Bases 26 to 1084 code for a protein of 352 amino acids. The transcript is spliced from 5 exons. The record is from RefSeq and is a predicted model, not a curated record.
UAUCAUUAUUAUUGAUCACAGAGAGAUGAUGAAAGAGCAGAAAAGCAGCACUCAAGUCUCCCAGACAGAAAUCCCCGAAAUCGAAUCCGAAGAGGAAGAAGAAGAAGAGGAAUACAGUAAAGAAAGUAAGAAAUGUGGAAAGAGAAGUGAUAAUGGAGUAGUAGUAAGCAUUAGCUCCAGCAAUAACAGCACAGUGGAAGGUGAUAACGUGAAGAAGACGACCAACUCAUCAUCCUCUGCAGGAAACGUGAGGCCGUACAAACGUUCCACUGUUCGGAGAUUACGAUGGACUCCUGAGCUCCAUCGCUGCUUUGUUCAUGCCGUUCAGAGACUUGGAGGGCAAGAUAAAGCUACGCCUAAGUUAGUUGCUGAAUUGAUGAAUGUUAAAGGCAUUAACAUAUCUCAUGUCAAGAGCCACCUUCAGAUGUACAGAAGUAAGAAGGCAUAUGAACCUAACCAAGCUACGUGCGAUGGAGGGUUUCUUCUUGAUAAUGAAGAUCACCAUGUUUACAACUUCAGCCAUUUCCAUAGGCUACAUGGGUUUAAUCAAACACCAACUCCCAUUUUAAGAUCUGAAGAUGGUGUAAUAAAGAUUGCUGGAGCUAAUUAUGUAUAUACGAAAGUGGCAGCUUCCAAUAUACUGAGGGGUAGUGGGUUCCAUGGUCAAAACAACAUCACUAAUUAUUCUCUCAUCAGUUCGGAUUUUCCCAUGAUGUUCACACAAAGAUUCUCAUCUGCAGAUGAGACAAUGAGUACACCCACUCCAUCGUCUUCAACCAAUCUGCAACAACUACACAGACACAGAACUACUGAUGAAGGAGGAGAGAGAAUGGGCAGAAUAAUAAAGAAAAGGAAAUUUGCAGAAGUGAAUAAUCUUGAUUUGAAUUUAUCCUUAAAUUCGAGGAUUAAUGAUGAGCAGAGAUUGAAGUACGAGGAUAGUAAUCAUAGUACUAAACUGUGUCUUUCCUUGUAUUCAUCAGAGGGAAAUCAUCAUCAUGGGAUAAGAAGAAGAAGAAGAAGAAAGCAGGAAGAAGGAACAGGAAUGGGUGGCAGUAGUAGUUGUAGUUUAGAUCUGAGUUUGUGAUUAACUAAGAAAUUAGAUCAUAUAACAAUUUCAGGCAUAUUUAUUUUUGAUAUUUAUGAAGAUAUAUAAUAGAGAUCGAAUGUUGGAUCGUC